Messenger RNA from Phytophthora infestans T30-4, 708 nucleotides. Its product is annotated as RGS-like protein kinase. Bases 135 to 572 code for a protein of 145 amino acids. Gene Ontology annotation, biological process: protein phosphorylation. Gene Ontology annotation, molecular function: ATP binding; protein kinase activity. The transcript has a single exon. The record is from RefSeq and is a predicted model, not a curated record. NCBI's taxonomy places the organism in Eukaryota, Oomycota, Peronosporomycetes, Peronosporales, Peronosporaceae.
ACCCGAUCGGAUUCACCAGAGAGAAGACGACAAUUGCACUGGAAGUCUGCCACGCCCUGACUUAUCUUCACUCCCUGUCACCGUCGAUUAUCCACAGAGAUCUCAAGUCGAGGAAUAUUUUAUUAAGCAGUGAUAUGAAGGCGAAGCUUUCGGACUUUGGAAUAUCUCGAGAACGACUCGACAAAACUAUGACUGCUGGCGUUGGGACUUCUCUCUGGAUGGCGCCCGAAGUUAUGCUUGGCGAACGCUACGAUGACAAAGCGGAUGUGUUCUCUUUCGGGGUGGUGCUGUCUGAGUUGGACGUCCACUCGUUACCAUACGCUACAGCGAAGAAAGAGAAUUUAGACGCGAAGGGCAACCCCAUACCCGACUCAAUCUUGCUACAGCGAGUGGCGUUGGGCAUCGUGAAAGUCGAGUUUUCUGAUGCUUGUCCGGAGGCGAUAGUAGAGCUUGGUCGAGCGUGCACAUCGGUGUAUCCGACAGAGCGCCCCACUGCAGCAGAGGCACUGUACAAGCUCCAACUGAUUCUGUCGUUGAAAAACCUUCUCGGACUCAAUCGGCUACAGAAGUAAAUUAAUUAACUAGAAAUCAUGUGAAGAGCUCGGGAACUCAAGUACAGAUAUCUUGGUCGCUCUGCCAAGUGGAUGAGCUCAUACUUCAGAGUAGUAUUAAUACAGUCUGCACCGCCUAAAGGGACUCUCAAUGAUA